GUGUGUGUGUGUGUGUGAGUGUAUACUGUGUGUGUCUGAUUGCUUAUUUCCUUAGUACUUACUCAUAGUGCGUGAUGAAAUGGAUUCAUUCUUUUUUAAUCACCCUUUAUUAUUUCCAGUUGACUACGUACUUGUGCCAAAAUUAACUUGCCAUCCGUGGAUUUUUUUUUACACAAACAGUUUAAAAUCACUUUCCCAUACUAGUAGUAGUGUAAAAUUUGAUUAUGUAUUUAUUUUCUUUCAGGAAUAUUUCUUCAAGGGUGUGAGUGACUCAAAUUCUCUAAGGAUUUCAUCUCAGAUUUCCUUUGGGACAUCCAUGACAGCCUGCGUCAAUUUAAGAUGAACUGAAUUCUGUUAGCAUAGUGGAUUUUUUCAUAAAGAUUAAGCUCUUUGAAUGUGAUGCAAGGUUUGCUGACAGUCUCCAGUACAAAAGUAUCUAGGACAUUGAUAAAUUUACUUUGCCUUCUCAGCUCACAGCAUGUGAGACAAAAAGUUAAAAACUCUGUUGUGAUUGAGAAAGCUGUGGCUGUCGCAGAUGAUUAUGAAGAAAUAACUGGUGCAGAUAUUCAUUUUCGUGAUAACUUCCACCAGUGUUUGACAACCAAGUGCUUUUUGUCCAGGGUCAUAAGUCGCGACACGUUUUAUGGACAAAGACGCGAAGAAGACACAGAGUGGGUAGGCUUAAUUGAGCCUCUUGAAGAGUCAAUUAUUCAGGGCUAUGUUUCAGGAUCGUGUCCUGCUUUCACUUUCAAAAUGUCAGAGCUCAUUCAAAAGAGGGAAUCCUAUUUUAGUAAAUUUUUCUCAGAUGGAAAACAGCAUGUCCUUCCUCUACAGGUUUUGUGUCAUCUAAAGCAAUGUAUACAAGAGAACUCUCAUGCUGUAGUAAACCAAGUGAACAAUGCAGCAGAAAUUUCAGCAAAAUCAGAAACAGGUUUUGUGACAGAAAUAGCCUUCCCUGACCUUGACAUAGACUCUGUCUCCUGCAGUGGCAGUCCCGAUGUUGGUAAAGGUGAAAAAAGUCAGAAGAAAAAAAAGAAAAAAAGGAGAAGAAAUAUUUCAGUUUCAGAAGAAGGAACUCGGCUCCGAGAAGCCUCUGGCAAAAGGAGAUGGAAAAACUCUUCUCAGUCACCCGAGGAAGGAGACAGCAAGGGAGGACGGAAGACUAGGCCAAACUAUUUUGUAGCAGUUCAGGUCUCUGACCCUCAGAUAUCCGAUGUAGCCAAGAAGAUCAAGAAGGGCAUUCAGGAUGCAGCUACUGUUGAUUAUGAUGCAGCUUUCAUCGGAACAGAGAAAUUCCACAUCACUCUUAUGGUCAUGCAUCUUGCCAAUGAAGAAGAAGUUCAGAGAGCGGCUGAAAGCUUAGAUCAGUGUGUCCCAGCUGUAAAGACGCUGCUGUCAGGACAGGCGUUAGCCUUGGAGUUUGAAGGUCUUUCAGCAUUUAGUGGAGGACGAGUUCUGUACGCCUGUCUGAAUGAGUCAGAGGGAUUCACUCAGCUGCACCAAAUAGCAGAGGAAGUUACUAAGCAGAUGGAAGAAAGAGGGAUUGUUAGUACAGACUGCAGGGCAUGGCAACCUCAUAUGACUUUGAUGAAGUUCCAGGGAGAUAAAAGACUGUUAAGACAAGGGAUUAAGCGCGUGGAUCCACUUCUGUAUGAGCCAUACAAGGAUAUAACAUUUGGCACACAAGUUGUCCGCAGUCUGCAACUUUGUCAAAUGGAAAAGAAGAGAGAGGACGGAUAUUACUUUGUGGAUCAUGAAACCGUGUUUGCCCCUAAAGGUUAAAGGGUGCAUUUCUCAGAACUGCCUUACGAUGAAGUCCCACUGCUUUCCUCAACUAUUAACUGCUUUAUGAUUUCUAUACUCUUUUGGUUUUGACCUAUGUGCGCAUAUAACAGGAACAUGAUAACUUGUUUGAAAGUGAAAGCAAUUCAUCUGGACUCGCAAUACUGGUGGCACAGAAAAGUUAUAGCUUGGAACUAGUAAUUUCUUCUACUUUAUGAACUGGAAGCGGAAGAGAGUGUGAUGUUUGUUUUGAUUUAUAUGUGCCAUCAUAUUUAUAUGUGCAAUUUCUGUUUCUGAAUUAGGAAUUUUGAGGGAAAAAAAUUAGCAUCUCAUCUAUUUUCUCUCUUUCUGUAAAUAGUGGUACUCACUCGCCCAGUAAUUCUUCAUUCCCAUGUCUGUAUUAGUUGUGGAGUUGAAUGCCAUUCAAGUUCGCAGAAAGUAGCUGUUCAAAUUACAGUGAGACUUGAAACACUUAGUUUUGUAUUCUUUCAUUAAAUUAACCCUCUCUACUUUCUGUCCGGAGCACCAAGUUAUUGAAAUAAUUUCCAUGCCCCGUAGUGAAGUGUCCUUAAGCUCUGUGACAUAAACUGUCAAAAACAGCCUCACUCUCUCAUGUGAAUUUUUGUGUAGAGCUUUUCUUUGUCACUUAAUAAUAAUAAUAAUAGUAAUAAUAAUAAUACUAAUAAUAAUAAUAUUAAUGAUAAUGAUAAUAAUAAUAAUAAUAAUAACGAUGAUAAUGAGGAUGAUGAUGAUGAUGAUGAUUCAUGUUCCCAAAGAAGCCCGUAAGGGUGAGAGACAUUGAACAUAUUGUAUGUCUUAAAACGUCAAAUGCUCAAGUCUCCAUCAACUUUUUUGCUUUUGUUUUUUUCGUAUUGUACUUACAACGUGAUGAGGAUGAUUAGUUUUUUGUUUAUGAUGAUGCCCCCCCAAAUAGACCCACCUCUUCGUGGUGGGGGGGGAUUAGUACUCUUCGAAUAGGAAAAGAAAAAGAGGAAGCUCGCGGGUCAAGGGGUAACCCCAAAAAGAGACAUAUUACUUAACUAUAUUUCUUACUCUUUCUAUUUAUUGUUGUUAUUGUUUUUAUUGUUUUACUUUAUUACAUUUAUUAACUUUUCUUUUCUCCUCUCUCCAUCGACAACCUUUCUUUGACAUGGAGUUGGGAUGGGUAUUGGUGGGGUGGAAAGCAGAGGUCCAUUGUCAGCACUGUACUGGAUGUGACUUUACGUAGGGAAUACCCAGCUACAUACAUGUAUUAAGCAUGCACUUAUCGGAGAGCCCUAUGACU
Messenger RNA from Aplysia californica (California sea hare), 3067 nucleotides. RefSeq names its product A-kinase anchor protein 7. The transcript has 7 exons. Gene Ontology annotation, cellular component: cytosol. Bases 400 to 1782 code for a protein of 460 amino acids. Lineage: Eukaryota; Metazoa; Mollusca; Gastropoda; Aplysiida; Aplysiidae. Gene Ontology annotation, molecular function: protein kinase A regulatory subunit binding. The record is from RefSeq and is a predicted model, not a curated record.